Messenger RNA from Racocetra persica, 549 nucleotides. The record is from the annotation of a GenBank genome assembly. Lineage: Eukaryota; Fungi; Glomeromycota; Glomeromycetes; Diversisporales; Gigasporaceae.
AUGUCAGUAAACCAUAAAACUCUUGAUGAAGAGUAUGAGGGCCUGUUUAAAACAGGAGUUCGUGCUUACAAUAAUAAAGACUACAAAACCUCGUACAGUUCAAAACACUAUGAAAAUAAUUUAGGAAUUUCUGAAAAUUAUAGUGCAGCAUUUGAUCUUUAUACACAAGUUUCUAAUAGUGACUCAAAAUACAAAUACAAUGCCAAAAUUUGGCUAGCAUUGUAUUUUGAUAAUAAAAAUGAUUACCAAAAAGCUUUUGAAUUUUAUUUUGAUAUUUAUCGUAGUAAACUACAAAAAAUUAGUGAAAUUAAAUUAUUGUUGGCAGAACAUGUUGAAAGAGGAUUAGAUGAUUUUAAAGAUAAUUAUAAAGCAUUUGAAUUUUAUUAUGAUCUUUAUAAAAAUGUUCCAGAAUACAAAAGUUUUGCAAGGAACCAUCUUAUAAAAUGCUAUAAAGACGGAAUUGGUGUUAAAAAAGAUGAAGAAAAAGUUUACAAACUUGAAAAUAAAGCAUUAAAUUAUGAAAAUAACAUUAACAAAUAUUCUAGCUAA